GAAAAGUGAAGUGCGAUAUGGCGUUGUAUUGGCAGAAACCGCGCUAAUAAAUACGACGCUUAGGAGAAUCGCAUAUUUUAUCUCUAGAGCAGGAGUGAGUUGGUAAGAAUCGAGACAUCUGUAUCUGUCAUGGGGAAGGACAAGAAGAAGAAGAAGGAAGAAACUGAAAGUACAUCAGAUUCAGGGCCUGACGAUGUUACUCCUCCACCUUCAAAGAAGGCAAAGCCAAAUACAUCUGGCUCUAAGAGUGAAGAAGAACCGUCGUGGCUUCUUGAGAAGAAUCGAUUUGUAAAGGUGCGAGAGUACAGGGGGACUGUAUAUAUCGACAUCCGUGAGUACUACGAUUCAGAUGGAGACUUGAAGCCUGGAAAGAAAGGUAUCAGCCUCACGACCUUCCAGUGGCAGAAGCUUAAGAAAAUAAUAAGUGAGGUGGAUGAUGCUAUCAAGGAGAGAUGUUGAGCAUGUGCGCAUGUGUGAAUAUUUAUGUGUGUUUACAGUACAUCUGAUGAAAGUUCAGGUUCAUUUAAUGUAACUUUCAAAAUGUAUGUGUUAAUUUUGUGAUUAAAGUACCAGAUGUAGAAUU
Molecule: messenger RNA, 583 nt
Organism: Cryptotermes secundus
Lineage: Eukaryota; Metazoa; Arthropoda; Insecta; Blattodea; Kalotermitidae
Gene: Ssb-c31a
Product: RNA polymerase II transcriptional coactivator
Exons: 4
Coding region: 130-459 (109 amino acids)
Biological process (GO): positive regulation of transcription initiation by RNA polymerase II
Molecular function (GO): transcription coactivator activity; DNA binding
Source: RefSeq, a predicted model, not a curated record